This is a messenger RNA of Myzus persicae (green peach aphid), 810 nucleotides long. RefSeq lists its product as uncharacterized. Lineage: Eukaryota; Metazoa; Arthropoda; Insecta; Hemiptera; Aphididae. The transcript has 4 exons. The record is from RefSeq and is a predicted model, not a curated record. The coding region runs from base 1 to 810 and encodes 269 amino acids.
AUGAAGGACUUAUUGGAGGAGGCGAUUCAGAGGAAGUUGUGCAACAAGAAGAAAAAUGUAAAAUAUGGUGGUCCUGAUAAAGACAAUUUAAAAUCUUCGCUGCAGACUUGUAAUAAUAAAUAUAGAAAGCAGCUGAAUAAAGUUGCUUUUUUGUCUGGGUUGCCCAGGUUUGACGUGAAGAAAAACGAUACGUUAGGCCCAGGUAUAUAUAACAUAAGUUUUCUGAAGUGCCAAAGAAAGAAAAGUGGAAAGUUCCCUGCUCAAACACAAAUUUUAAAAAUAAAUUUGAAUUUACCACCUUCUAUUUACGCAGAUGGUUUGAAACAUCAUAUGAUUCAGACUCGAGUUGAGAAAAAGAUUACUGCUAGAGGACCUUAUGAUACGUUUACAGGACCUAGGGAUUCCAGUACUUUGAUGGGACUUACUGCAGAAAAAAAAUGUUAUCUCUUAUCAGACAAUUGGCCACUUCCCCUCGAGAGCUACGUAUCCAGAAGUCGUCACCAUCGAACUUAUACCAAUGUAUUCAGACAAGAGUCUCCGAGAAAAAAAAUAGAUCGCAGUGUGCCGUCAUUUUCUUGUGUAAAAAUGCCCAACUGGUUAUCAAAAAAAACAAAUAAAUAUCCAUUUAACGGAUCACAACGGAUCGGCGACAGUUCGAAAAUGAGCGAAAAUGCACUCAUCCCGGGACCGGGACACUACAAUGUCGAUAUUUAUAAGCGACGUGCAGAAAAUGGACACACUAACGUAUUUAAAAGUAUUACAGCUCAAAGGUUGGAGACGGUACGCCGAGGCUAUGGCAUAUUUGAUUAA